Diabrotica balteata is the source of this 2319-nucleotide messenger RNA. Lineage: Eukaryota; Metazoa; Arthropoda; Insecta; Coleoptera; Chrysomelidae. The record is from the annotation of a GenBank genome assembly.
GUGCGUGUGUUGUGUAUUUUUUGUUAAACGUCAAAUUUUAGUGUCAAGUCAUGUUAAACUCAGUACGACUGAAGGUCUUCGAAUUUACAAAAAUGGAGAAAACUUCUCUGUUAGGUAAUAUGAAAACCAAACAUCCAGGUGCGGGAUCUCCCAUAUUGAAAUCGAUCGAUCCCAACAUCAACAACAAACCUGAAUUUAAUAAUGCAUGCGGUGAUAAAUUACCAGAAGGCCUUAUGUCGUUAGAUGUAACCGCUGACAUAGACGAUGAAUACAAAAGUACUUUGCUCCUCGAUGACAACGAAAACCUUAGGAUAAAUUCGGAGGAGGAAUUCCUCAAAGCUUUGAACAUUCAACCACAUGAAAAAGUUAAAGUGGUAUCUAUUUUCGGAAAUACCGGCGAUGGAAAAUCGUAUACGUUGAAUAAAGUGUUUUUCGAUGGCGAAGAAGUGUUCAAGACUUCCUCGUCUCAGGAUUCUUGUACUCUGGGAGUAUGGGCAAUGUAUAAUCCAAAGAUGAAGGUUAUUUGUGUCGAUACCGAAGGAUUCUUGGGCAUAUCAAAACGAGAACAUCAACGUACUCGGCUGCUACUCAAAGUAUUGGCGAUAUCAGAUAUUAUUAUAUAUAGAACUAGAGCAGAAAGACUUCAGCGAGAUAUGUAUACUUUUCUUGGAGGUGCUUCUAAGGCUUACAAGGACCAUUUUAGUUCUGCCUUAAGAAAGGCCUUGACUAAGGCCGACGCUCAACAAUUUGCUGGUGCGCUUGGACCUGGAGUUAUUAUUUUCCAUGAAACUAGGCACACGGAUACUUUACACGUAAAGUCGAACGUAACGCAGUCCACUGAGGACAUUCUCAGAACAGACUUUGCAGCAUUGGGAUUAUCGUACGAUGCAUUUAGUUUUAUUAAAUAUAUCGGUGUUCAAACGGUAGGACCCGAAACUAAUUUUAAAGAUUUAAAAAUGACUGUGUUAGAUAAAUUGGAAAGUACCGAGGUUAGAACGAUGAGAGACGCCAAAUAUGUAUAUCUCACUUUAAAAAGUUUAAAUGACAAAUUUCAAACCGACAUCCAAGACAGUACUGCACCACUUUAUUUACCCGCCUUCUUUACCUGCACGGAAAAAUGUCAGUCGUGUAAAAACAACUGUAGUCUAUCAAUGGGUCACAAGGAAGAAGGCGAACCUCACCAAAGUACUCAAGAUUGUACGUUUCAGCAUCAGUAUCAAAAUUAUGUGUAUCUUUGUAAGGUUUGCUACAAAAACGGACAUAGAUCAAUCGUUAAACCCAGUUAUCAAACGGUGAGUGAUAAUUCCUGGUCGAGCUAUUUAAAUUACGUAUGGUCUGGUUAUGUGAUAGAGUGUCCUAAAUGUGGAGAAAUUUUCCGAAGUAGACAGCAUUGGUAUGGUAACAAAAAUCCAGAAGAUUCAGCCGUAAGGGCAGAGGUAGUUCAUAUGUGGCCCGGGGAGAGAUCGUUAUUUGGAUCUCUUAAUUCAGCUCAAAAAGUUUUGGAUGGAGUAAGCAUGUUCACUGAUGUGAUAUCUCAUGUAGGAUCUCAACCUAAAAAGUUACUGAGCGAUUGGGCAGCUGAUAAAAUAGCACCUAGUUAUUGGAGGCCAAACCACGAAAUUAAAGUAUGUUUCCUGUGUAAAAUACCAUUCCUGCCAAACGCCAAAAAACACCAUUGUCGCUCGUGUGGUGAGGGUUUCUGCGAAGGCUGUUCUUCCAAACGGCAGCCCGUUCCAGCGCGGGGUUGGCUAGAAGAUGUAAGGGUAUGUGACAGUUGUUACAGCGAUCAACCACCGACUCUUUCCAAUAUGGGAGAUCCUUCAGAAAACCGUGCUCGACAAAUUGGCGAAACAGUUAUCAGUACCAUUUCUGCAGUCACGUCGGUGUUAGAUAUACCUAAGGAAUACAUAAAAGAAUCCGCUCGACCUACAUACUGGACUCCUGACAACGAAUGCAUAGAAUGUUGGGUUUGUAAAAAGCAAUUUGGACCAUUAAGACCUUUGCAUCACUGCAGAGAAUGUGGAAGGGGGGUGUGCAAUGAAUGUUCCGGAUCUAGAAAAGCGGUACCGUCGAGAGGGUGGGACAGUCCAGUGAGAGUUUGUAGCAAGUGUCGAUGAUUGGUGCCAUGUCGAACUGUAAUGUACAAAUUGUUCCUUUGAGAUAUACGCAUGUUGAGCAGGAAGGAUAAUUGUUGAGUACUGAUGAAAUUUAUACACAAACAAUAUAAGACUAACAUUCUUGUAGCUACUUUAAAAUGUGGUGAAAUGAUGUUAAAAUAUGUAAAUUUUAAACGAACUUUAUAUUAAAAAAUGCAACAAG